CAGGGGUGUUGUCCAUCGCGACGGCCUCAGUGUAAGCGAGGAGGAGGCGGAGAAAUUUACGGCUCGAAACGGAACAAAACUGAAAAGCACUUGAAGAGAAGAGAAGAUAUUUAUUGCAGAAAGAGAAAAUUCCCUUCAGGCAAAAUGGCCAACACGAAGUCCCGCGCACAAAAGAAAUACUUCAUUUUUGGCUCCUUUAUCCUGUGCUGCCUCGGGGCCUCCCUCCUGGCCUCGGCUAUGGCCACCUUGAACUGGUUCGAGGCCACCUGCCACACGGACCAGACCACGAGCACGGGUUCCAUCCACUUCGGUCUCUUUGAGGGCAAGAGGACCCUCAAAGACGGCUCUACGGCCACGCACAACCUCAGGGUUGUGUGCGACGCCGGGGACUGCAUGUACAGCUGCGGCCUUUCCAAGGAGCUGCGCGUGGACCAGCUCCGCCUGAUUCGGAACAACGAGUAUUACACGAGCUGGGCGGUCAACAACUGCACUCUGCUCCUCCUGGCGAAGAGUCGGAGCCCGGCUUCCUUAGGGACUCUCUGGGCGAAGGAGGAGGAGGAGGAGGAGGCCAGGGCGAAGGCGGAGGUCUGGGCGCCGGAGGAGACUCGGGCGAAGGAAGAGCAGGAAGUUGAGGGCGAAAGGGAGUCGUCCACAGAUAUUGCUCCGACUACAGAGGAUUCAAAGGAUGAUACGGCUACCCCAGGAAGCGGCCAGGCUGAAUUUAUGGACUACGGGUUAUGGGCGGGCACGAUCGCCUGCCUGUGUCUCGGCAUGCUGUUUGCUGUGGUGGGCGCCCUCUUCGCCGUCAUCAACACAGCCACCACGCCCGUCGAGGCAAUCACGGGCGUCCCCGGGCUUUAUGUGUGGAACACUUUAGCAGCCUUAUUCAACCUGGUGUGUGUGAUCUGCUGGGCGGUGCAGUUCCACGCUCACCUGACGAGGAACGUUCUCCUCUACGACAAGGACAACGGCUGGACUACUGAAGGCAACGAGGUGUUCGGCUAUUCCUACUGGCUCGUAGUGGUGGCCAUCUUCGUCCACGUGGCCAACAUCCUCAUCAUUUUCUUCGGCACCUACGAACCCAAGGUCAAGGAGCAGAUGAAGGCCCCUGAGUCGAAGUCGGGAACCAUUAUGCUAUACUAAGGCAGGCAACAGCGAGCGUAGGAAUAGGGUGGUCGGGUGUCCCUCUGGCUAUUAAUGUACGUUUAUUUUUUUUCCCCACGCUGGACAGGAGGAGGAAGGGGGGGAAAGGGGGAGAGAGGGAGACGGAGGGAGGGGAGAGGGAGAGAGAGGGUGAGAGAGGGUGAGAGAGGGU
Molecule: messenger RNA, 1315 nt
Organism: Penaeus chinensis
Lineage: Eukaryota; Metazoa; Arthropoda; Malacostraca; Decapoda; Penaeidae
Exons: 7
Coding region: 145-1143 (332 amino acids)
Source: RefSeq, a predicted model, not a curated record